GAUAGGGGUAGUGUGGGAAAGUGUCACCCGACCCGACCAGCAGACUGCAGUGAAAGCGUGAGAGACCAGACCAGGAAAAAGAAAGAAUAUCGACUAAAAGAAAGAUAGAAACUAACUAUAAUCAACUACAAAUGAGAGAGGGUGAAAAUCAACUUUGCGAUAUCUGAAAGCCACCUUGGUUAAACGCAACGUUUGUUCUGACACAAAGGUUUAUGCCAAGACGCUCCUCUCAAUGCAUUGGUUUCGGUGACAGUUUUGGACAGGAAUAGAGAUAGUGACGGGAGAACAAUGGAGAAUGGGAAGAACCGCCUGCAGCAGGCCCAGGAUGAGGUGGAGGAGGUGAAGGUGAUCAUGCUAGAUAACCUCAACAAGGCUGCCGAGAGGUCAGGCAAGCUGGGAGAUCUUGAUAACAGGGCAGACGAACUUCUGGAGAAGAUUGGUAUUCUGAAGAUGGCUUCUUAUUUUGAUGAGCAUGACUGUGAACCAACGAAUCCCGAAGAACAGUACCGUCAGAAUGCACUACUAGAACUGGCCAGGUCUUUGAUGCAGGGCCUCGACAUUGACUCGGGAGCGUUUGACCUGUCGGACUGGGACCAGCGUCUUCCUCCCCCAGCUGCUAAAACAGCUGUCCAAACCUUACCUGUGGUAGUCAUAUCCCCAGAGCAAGCAGACAAAGGGCUGAAGUGUCCUGUGUGUCUGCUGGAGUUUGAGGAGCAGGAGACAGUGAGGGAGAUGCCCUGCAAACACCUCUUUCACUCUGGUUGUAUCCUGCCCUGGUUAGGGAAGACAAAUUCUUGCCCGCUAUGCCGUCUCGAGCUACCAACCGACAAUCCAGAGUAUGAAGAGUUCAAGAAGGACAAGGACAGGAGAAAACAGAGGGAAAACAGACUGGAAGAUCUGCAUGGGGCCAUGUACACAUAACGGCUCAGAGCACACUGCUUAUUGCUGAUUUCCCCUUUCUAGCGUUGGGUCGCAAUAGAAUUAAGAAUUGACCAAAGCUGCAAAUAAUAUUAUGUAGCUAUUAUGUUUUAUCGUAUGUACUGUAAAUAUGUCAGUUUUAAAUACAGUCAAUUGUACAAAGACACAUUUUGUGAUUCAAAUUAUGGAUGAUCAUUCUACAAUGAAAGGAAUACUGAGACAGUUGAGUCUGUUUGAACUCUCUACAUUCACUGCCUUAACACAUCAUAGCAUUUCUUCCUUUUCCCCAAGAUGCAAUACAUUGACCAAAACAGGUGAUUAAAUGGCUUUUCACGGCAUAUGUUUUGUUGGCCUCACAAUAUUUAUCAGACUUUAAAUUCAAUCUGUUUAUAGUGAUGCUUGCUUUGGCAUCAUCAAUAAAGGCCCAGUGCAGUCAAUUCUG
Messenger RNA from Oncorhynchus keta (chum salmon), 1360 nucleotides. It is a transcript of the gene rnf181, whose product is annotated as ring finger protein 181. Gene Ontology annotation, biological process: protein ubiquitination; vesicle-mediated transport. Gene Ontology annotation, molecular function: ubiquitin protein ligase activity. The coding region runs from base 289 to 921 and encodes 210 amino acids. Gene Ontology annotation, cellular component: membrane; cytoplasm. Lineage: Eukaryota; Metazoa; Chordata; Actinopteri; Salmoniformes; Salmonidae. The record is from RefSeq and is a predicted model, not a curated record. The transcript is spliced from 7 exons.